Molecule: messenger RNA, 1895 nt
Organism: Mugil cephalus (flathead mullet)
Lineage: Eukaryota; Metazoa; Chordata; Actinopteri; Mugiliformes; Mugilidae
Exons: 9
Coding region: 77-1228 (383 amino acids)
Biological process (GO): biosynthetic process
Molecular function (GO): strictosidine synthase activity
Source: RefSeq, a predicted model, not a curated record
UGUUUUACGCGCACCCAGUGAUUCAGAUCCGUGCGAUCCAGCCGGAGGACGAGACGAAGACCCCCACAACUCCGCCAUGUUGGGAAGGAGAUCUCUGUUGGUGGCUCUGCUGGCCGUGACUGUCGGACUUUACCUCCUCCCGUCUCCCAUCGACCCCAAACCACAUGUAUUGAAGGGACCUCCUCCAGCCCUCGAGGGGCCCCUGGCUGUCAACACCCUCCUGCAGGGGGGCCGCAGGCUGUUCUCCGGGAAACUACACGGACCAGAAUCCUUCACUGCUGACGAGAGCGGUAAUGUGUACACAGGGACUGUAGAUGGGAAGCUGUGGAGGAUCGGUCCUGACGACAGCCUCACCUUCAUCACACAGAUGGGACAGAAUCUACCAGAAUGUGGCAGCAGUACAGACUUUGAGCCCGUGUGCGGUCGUCCUCACGGCGUUCGCCUGGACCGUCGUGGUCAGCUGAUCGUCGCCGACUCCUACUUCGGUCUCCACAGCGUCGACCCCGAAACCGGAGAGAAGACCUUACUGGUGGCCAGCUCCGAAGGCGCUGGCGGCGUUCCCUUUGCUUUUCUAAACGGGCUGGAGAUCUCCUCAGAAACAGGGAUCAUUUAUUUCACCGACUCGUCCAGUCGCUGGGGACGAAGACACGUCAAACUGGAGGUGAUCGAGCUGAACAGCCUCGGCCGUCUUCUCUCCUACGAUCCCCGGACAGGAAGCGUGGCGGUGCUGCUGGACUCUCUCUACAUGCCCAACGGCGUCGUCCUGUCGCCCGACGAAAGCUUCCUGCUGCUCGCGGAGACGAGCAUCGGACGCAUCCUGAGAUAUUGGCUGAAAGGCCCGAAGGCCGGCACCAAGGAGGUCGUCUUGGACAACAUGAUCGGUUACCCGGACAACAUCCGCCUUAGCGACCGUGGAACGUUCCUGGUUGGCAUAACGACGCCUCGCUUCAGGAAGUUCAUGCCCCCCUUCCUGGAUAUGAUCGCCCCGUAUCCAGCGGUCAAACGCUUCCUGGCCAAGGUGGUUCCUCUGAGCUUCUACAACCUGCUGCUGCCGCGCUACGCUCUGGUCCUGGAGCUCGGACUGGACGGAGACAUCGUGGGAACUCUUCACGACCCCGGCGGCCGCCUGACGUGGGCCGUGAGUGACGUCUUCCAGCACCGAGGGAGGACUUACCUGGGAAACACCGACCUGCCGUUCCUCCCCGUCCUGGAGGACCAGGGCAGCUGAUGAGGAACGAACACAGGCUACCCAUAUUUUUUUAACCUCAUUGAAAUACUUGGAAAUUCUGAAUGUCAGCCCUAGAAUGUUGUUGUAGGGCAUAAGAAGAUAUUUUUACUUUUGUGAAAUUUUUUCAAAUUUUUUAACUUACAUGGAGAAAAUCAAGAUUAAUGAAUUUAACAUAUAUUGCUCCUCGUCUUUUAGUGGUAAACAAAUGUAAAGAGAAUGUUUCCUUCCGUCUCUGAUUGGCUGAAUGAAAACCACAUGCUUCUAAACCUCACUGAGAGGAACAGGGACGCAAUUUAAAACAUGCGGAAGUUACCAAAUAUGGUUCUUUGCCCCAUGAAGGGUACCAUGUGAAGACAACUGAGUUCUGCUAUUUGUGGUUUCAGCUAAAGUGUCCAUUUUAGGACACAUGGACAUCCUGUGGAAGUGAGUCCAGUUUAGUCAUGGAGCUCAGUGAAGAUUAAUAACCUUUCUUUCUGUGACGUGAGCAUUUUUACGAUGACGCAGAAACAAAUCUUCACCCAACUGAACUCAGUGUCUGAGGAACAAACUGGAAUAAAACUUCUCGCUAAAAGUUUUUUUUACGUUAACACUGGAAAUCUGAAUUUGUCUGGAAACUGGUAACUUGUAUUAUUGGAAUUAAACAGUAUAAUAAAUAUUUUAUAUUAUA